Acipenser ruthenus (sterlet) is the source of this 2420-nucleotide messenger RNA. Its product is annotated as isotocin receptor-like. Gene Ontology annotation, molecular function: oxytocin receptor activity; peptide binding; vasopressin receptor activity. The record is from RefSeq and is a predicted model, not a curated record. The transcript has 2 exons. Gene Ontology annotation, biological process: female pregnancy; maternal process involved in parturition; regulation of systemic arterial blood pressure by vasopressin. Bases 170 to 1309 code for a protein of 379 amino acids. Gene Ontology annotation, cellular component: membrane. Lineage: Eukaryota; Metazoa; Chordata; Actinopteri; Acipenseriformes; Acipenseridae.
AAGCCAAAAGAAAAUACCUCUUUUUAAUAAUUUAUUUUUUUACAUUAUAUCUGAAGAAGAAGAAAAAAAUCCGCACCGGAAUCUGAAACAUUUGGAUGAAAAAGAGAGCUCAUAACUACACACCAAGCUGCAGAAUUAUCGUGGUGAUAACGCAAAAGUCCUAAACGUGAUGGAGGGCAUUCCCUUUACAGAUCCCGAUCUGCGCUCCAUGAACGUGUCCUUGGAAAACUCAAGCCUGGAAAACACCACAGACGCGGUGAACACCACCGUGAACCCGCUGCUGCGGAAUGAACAGGUGGCCAAAGUCGAGGUGGCGGUGCUGGCCUUGGUGCUGCUGCUCGCAUUGGCUGGCAACCUGUGUGUGCUCCUGGCCGUCCACACAACUAAACAAAAGCAGUCUCGCAUGUACUUUUUCAUGAAGCAUCUCAGCAUCGCGGAUCUGGUGGUGGCUGUAUUUCAAGUCCUACCGCAGCUCAUCUGGGACAUCACCUUUAGGUUUUAUGGAUCCGAUUUUCUCUGCAGGACGGUGAAGUACCUGCAAGUGGUCGGGAUGUUUGCAUCCACCUAUAUGCUUGUUUUAAUGUCCAUAGACAGGUGUUUGGCGGUAUGCCAGCCUUUGCGGUCUUUACACAGACGAACUGAUCGUUUGUAUGUGAUUUCUUCUUGGGUCCUCAGUCUUAUGUUGAGCAUUCCUCAAGUUUAUAUUUUUUCAUUGAAGGAGUUGGGCCCCGGUGUUUAUGACUGCUGGGGGGACUUCAUUCAGCCAUGGGGAGCCAAGGCGUAUGUAACGUGGAUCAGCAUUACAAUCUAUAUCAUACCAGUGGCCAUACUGAGCGUUUGCUACGGCUUGAUCAGCUUUACAAUCUGGCAAAACCUUAAGUUAAAAACCAGGAAAGUCCAAAAUGUAACCCUCACGUCCAAGACCGUCCUUUCCCGAGUGAGCAGCGUGAAGCUUAUCUCCAAAGCCAAAAUCAGAACAGUUAAAAUGACUUUUGUUAUAGUUUUGGCUUAUGUUGUGUGCUGGGCUCCUUUUUUCUUCGUGCAGAUGUGGUCUGUGUGGGACCCUGAAGCUCCGAGAGAAGCGGCAGCCUUCAUCAUCGCAAUGCUGCUGGCGAGUCUGAACAGCUGUUGUAACCCUUGGAUAUACAUGUUCUUCGCCGGGCACUUAUUCCAAGACAUGGUCCAGCGAUUCCUGUGCUGCUCGAGCAACUACCUGAAAUCCUCCCAGCGCAGCUGUGACCUCAACGCCAGCCGCAAGAGCAACUCCUCCAUGUACAUGAGAAGCAUCACGCAGACCUCAACAACGUGAUCACAAGGCACUUACUAUACCAGCCCCUUUUUAUCUGGACUAUUUUCAUGAUUACAGCACUACUUUUUAAAUAUAUGAAGGUUUGUGUGUGUGUGUAUAUAUAUAUUAUAAGUUGAAAUUCAAUUUGUGAACCCCACGGAGUACUGGAAAUGUGCAAAUGCUAUAUGCAAGUUUGUUUUGAAUAAAUCUUUCCUUUAAUAAAGACAGAUUUUUGUUGAUUAGCUUCAUUCAAACUAAUCAACUUUGAAACAGAGCUAUGUGAUAACAGGGAGUCACACAAGUGGAAAUAGAACACCAGAGAUAUGAACCUUGAUCCCUUCUGACCUUAUACAUGUUUGUGAAGUAUACUAUGAUGCCACCUGGCAACCUUAAAACUGAGGCAAUCCGUGUGAUCUUUUUUGCCAUGGUGCUGGUUAAAAGACCAAAAUGGUUUUAAUAGGAAGAGGAACAACCAGGCGACAAAUGGUGUUGUGAUAAUUAUCUGUCACACUCCAUCUUCACCAGUAACUUGUAAAUAUGACCAAGGCAAUUGUAUUUUUGUUUUUCUCUGAUAUAAAAUCCCAAGGAAGUAAAAUGAAUGGCAUCGCCUUGAAUGAUUAGGAAUAUCAGGACUCUGCAAAGCACCCUAAAUGCAAAACAUUGUGCUGAUAUUAAAACUGAAAAUGAGGAUAUUUAAAGCAGGCCAUUUUUUUGGGAGCAAAUAAGCAAAUGCACAUCUAUAAAACAUUUCCCAGCUUUGUAUGUUUUUGAGAUGCAAGAACCUUAUACAUAUUUUUAUAGAUCGUGUAACAGUAUUACUAAGUAGAUCAAGCAACUGUCAGUUGAUGUAGUUCAAAAUUGCUGUCAGUUUUACUUUUAAGAUAUCAGUGUUGCUGUUUGGGUAUGUCUUAUUUGUCAAACCUGAGAUUUUCUUUACAAACUGGAUUUGGGAGCGCACAGUUUAGACAUUUUUGUUUGCAUUUUGUUGAAUUCUGUAUAAAGCAAAUUGUUAUAUUGCGAUAUUUAUUGUGAAUAAAUUGUAUUUGUCCUUUUUACACUGUGAUGUGCUUUUGAUUAUUGUUUUGUUGCUAAAUUAGCAAUUUACCAGGGAAGGAAUAUAUGUUAAUGAUUC